AUGACAGAUCCAUCGAUGACCGCCACAGUCGCCGUGGGUAUUGCGACGGGUAUUCUUGCUAUUCCUGGUUUUCUGAUAGGAGGCAGAGCCCUACUGCAGUGGUUUAUGAGAGGGAGAAGUCGCACAGCCGAUGAACCUAUUUUGCCAACAUCCUCCCCUAGAGUGGACAAAACCGAUGUGCAUUACGAAGCACAACAUCUCCAUUACAACUAUGUGUCUGAAUCGAUUGCACUGACUGCCGUUGCGAAUCUUGAUCAAUCUAUUACAACUCAUCGUUCAUUCUUCGGUCCGGAAAAAGGCGCUCCUCUUGUAUCCAAACAGCAAGAUGGCCCCAAUGCUACCCCGGCAACCGAACCAACCGCAAUAUCAUCACAGACGCGAGCUAUUCCUUUGCAACAAUUGAUGACCAUUAAGUCAGUAGCAACUCCUCCGGUAGUGGUUGUCGGAACUGUGAUGAAAGCACUACCUUUUAUUAGGAAGGCAACCCAGGGCUCGGAUCAGAUAAGAUAA
Messenger RNA from Aspergillus novofumigatus IBT 16806, 510 nucleotides. RefSeq lists its product as uncharacterized. Bases 1 to 510 code for a protein of 169 amino acids. The record is from RefSeq and is a predicted model, not a curated record. The transcript has 4 exons. Lineage: Eukaryota; Fungi; Ascomycota; Eurotiomycetes; Eurotiales; Aspergillaceae.